Messenger RNA from Coccidioides posadasii C735 delta SOWgp, 2206 nucleotides. Its product is annotated as Phosphotransferase enzyme. NCBI's taxonomy places the organism in Eukaryota, Fungi, Ascomycota, Eurotiomycetes, Onygenales, Onygenaceae. Gene Ontology annotation, cellular component: mitochondrion. The record is from RefSeq and is a predicted model, not a curated record.
CAAACAUGGGAUAGUUAAAUAUAGUAGCAAAAACAUCCUACGCGACGGGAGCCGCCAAAGCUAAGCAAACCACAUUGGAACCAUCUCCCAAGGACCAUGAACGGCUGCAUCAUUGUUCAAGCUCUUCCACCAGGCGCCAUUGAUUUCCUGUCGAUUCUGCUCUUUGCUUUGGACUUCCUACUUAAUGCCAUAGACUAGCUUAUUUGAAUAAGACUAGUACAGAGGACCUGCUAUGCAAACUCUGCGAAAACUGCAAGUUUCCAAUAUCCGGCCAUCUCGUCUCUUCCUGCAGUCUUAUCAGAGCCCUCCAAUGGGGUCCAGGCUUCUGAGCUUUUUGGAAAAGUUUCGUCCCAACGUAUCUCCAAGAGAAAACGAGAACGAGGAGUUUUUCCGGUAUACGACCGGACGAUGGCUCUGGCAAGAGAAGGAGCAAAUGCUUCAGCGAUAUCGAAAGUUCGAUGUCAACGAACUGAAAGUUCUCGCAGCACGGACACUGGGCUUAACUAAUAAAUGCAUUAAAAUGUCCAAAAUCGGGGAAGGGAACUACAAUAAGGUUUUUCGUCUCCAGAUGGAAGAUGGGACGACGGUAAUCGCCAGAAUACCUCACCCGAACGCUGGCCCAGCAACAUACACUACGGCAUCCGAGGUGGCAACUAUGGAGUUUGCACGAUCUGUCCUAGGGAUUCCCGUACCCAAGGUCUUGACCUGGUGCGCGACAUCUGAAAACCCUGUGGGCUCCGAAUAUAUUCUUAUGGAGGAGGCAAAAGGCAGACAGCUUACCGAGGUUUGGGGUGAUAUGGAAUUGGAGGACAAGAAAAUCAUCAUAGAAGAUAUCGUGGCCCUGGAGCAAAAACUGCUUUCGGUUUCGUUCAGUUUGCUUGGUUCGCUCUAUUUUGCAGAAGACUCCUUCCCCGGAUGCGAAGCUGCGGAGGUGUCGAGUGACGUCCCGACCGACCUUAAAGACGACGUGAGGCGAAGAUUUGUGAUUGGACCUACUGCAUUGAGAGAAUUCUGGGAGAAUGAGAGAUCGCAACUGUCGACAGACCGUGGCCCUUGGAAGUCCGCAAGGGACUAUGUGGAAGCUAUUGCCCACCGAGAUAUAGCGUAUAUCAGCCAAUAUUCAUCCUCCGCCGCAACCUCAGUACCUGGCUAUUUGAAACAAUCAAAAGCUCAACUAUCGCCUGAAGAGCAUAUCAAACUGCUCAAUAGGUAUCUCGCUGCAAUCUCCUAUCUCAUCCCAAGCGAUCCAGACCUAGUCCGUCCGGUGCUCUGGCAUCCCGAUAUUCACGAUGGCAAUAUUUUUGUCCAUCAAGGCAAAAUAUCCAGUGUGAUCGACUGGCAAUCUAUCUGGGCAGGGCCUUUAAUCUUGCAAGCCCGUACCCCCCGACUAAUUGAUUACCACGGGGAAAUAAAGUUAAAGCUUCCGGAAAAUUUCAAGGAGCUAGACAAAGAUGAGAGAUCGCGGGUGAGAGACCAAGUCUCUAGGUCUAUCCAAGUGUAUCUUUAUGAACAGAAGACGGCCAAAUACAACCCACUGCUCAAUAGAGCAAUCAGACAACCAUUUGGAAAGUCAUUGGGCCAACUUGUCGAUUUUGCUGCUAACUCUUGGGACGACGAUAUCCUUCGCAUUCGUGAAUGUCUCAUAAAACUCGAAAAGGACUGGCCAAUACUUGGUUCGGAACACCCAUGCCCAUAUCACUUUUCACCGGAAGAGCUUCACCAACAUUGGGUGGAUGGAGAAGGGUUCAACGAGACACAAGAUUUCUGGGAUCAGGUUGAGGGACUAGUGAAUAGUAGCGGUUGGACUACGAACGAAGAUUUUGAGGAAGCAGUGGACUAUUUCUGGAAUUUACGGCAAAUUGGUUUGGAGAACCUGGCUGGAGAUGAACGAAAAGAGUUUGAGCAGCAGACUCGUUGGGUUCUCGAUCAUCGUGCCGAUUCCUGAGGGCCUCUGGCGAGGCGAUGUGAUGAAGCUGGUCAUUUCCGCCGUGUCGACGUAGGCCUGUCGAUCGAUGUAGGCCUACGGACUAGGUCCAUAGUAUAGUGCGCGGGCGAAUGGGGGCAAUUGGGAACAUGAACAGCGAUUGGUAUUUUUGAAUAUCACAAGCACGAACACCAAGUCUUCAGGAAUGCAAGAUCUGACCCAAACCCCCGGAAUCUCGCACCGUAGUCCCGAGUCAGUGUCCCGAGAUCGUGGGGGGACUCU